GCGGGCGUCGGGUCGGGGCGGCACGCCGGCCACGAGGAGCGGGCGGGCCCGCGUUGCAAACAUGUCAGAUCAGGAACAUCUGAUGAAUUCAUUGAAGAAGGAAGUAAGAUCACUCUUAACACCAGUCAAGGAAGGCCUCACUCCUUUCCAGUUAGAACAGGAAUACAGAUGGAUGAUAGGAGAGCAGUUUCCAUAUCGGGCUCUGGGCUACCAGUCUGUCAUGGAGCUGGUGAAGGAGAUGCCUGACGUCGUGAAUGUAUGCCCCAGGGGAGAUGGUGGUGUCAUCCUCAAAGCUAUUGCAGAUGAGUCCACCAAGGGGAUUGCGAGCUUGGUUGCCAAACAGAAGAGCAAACCUAAGGCACAGCCUUCCAGGCACAGGCCAAAUCUCUCUCUUCAUUCCACACCUCGCCCUGUCGUGCUUUGGCACCCCAUAAUUCCUGCAAACUUACUUCGGCGUGGCCGAGUGCCACCCAUUCUGCCAGCUGUUGUAAAAAGUGAUCUGAAGGAACUGCUGACGUUUUCCCCUGUCUUGCUGUCAGAUUUUGACAAAGCCUUUUUAAGGCACUUUGGACGGACAUUUGAGUUUCUUCGUUAUGGGUUCUUCUCUAUGUUUGAGGUGCUGAAUGCGGCUUCAGAUAUCAUCACGGUUGUACAAACAAGGGCAGGCUCCCUGUUGACUCUAAAGAAGAGCCCCUCGCCUAGGAAACCUCCAGAAAAAGUGCCUGAGUGCAAAGUGGUGACUCAGCCAGAUAAGGCAACAUUUCAGACCUCGCCUGCUGCUGUUCCAACACCUGUACUGAAGACCUCUUCUCCAACCCCUGCUCUUCCCGUUGAUAACCAAAGUCCGAUUCCAAACUGGGAAUCAGAAACUGCAUUGGUGCCAUUGAAACGGAUGGAAACCCCAUUGGUGAGACCUGAUGAGAAGAUAAGCGAACUAGAGAAAGAGAUGAAGAUAGCACUUGCUGAGAAAGGACCUGGAGGAACCGUCAGCUCAGAACUCAAGGAAAAAAUAAAAAUAAUUGUAGCACAACAUCCAGAAGGCUUGCUUGCUUCUAAAUUACCUGGUGAAUUCAAGCUGCAUUUUAAAGAAACGCUGCCAGUAAAGAUGCUGGGCUUCUUAACCCUGAUGGAGUUUGUUGGUGCCCUUAGCGAUGUUCUCCAUAUCGAACACAAAGAAGGAGAACAAGACUGGCUCAUCUUUGACAGUGACUCACAACGUUUAACAAAUGCAGAUGGACAAACGAAUCUUCAGAUUGCCCACUCGUUAGCAUGUGAGGAGACCCCGCAUGAGUGCAAGAUGCCCAGUUGGGAUUCUCCUUUGGAGGAUUCUAAAAAUCUGCAGACUAAGUUUAAUGUCGUAACCAAGAUGAAGACACCGCACUUGGGUUUGGAGGAGCCUCACAUCAUGCAGGAGAUAAUGGAAGAAGAAAUUCCCCCAGAUGCUGCCCUGGACAGACGCCUUUACAGUCUCCCCCAGUUUAGCAACAGUACAUUGGUGGGGCUAUUUGUGGAAUACAUUCUGUCUCCAUCACAGUUCUAUGUUCGAAUCUACAGUGCGGAAACCUCUGACAAGUUAGAAGACAUGAUGGUUGAGAUGAGACGGUGCUAUUCUAGUAAAAAUGUAGCUGACCGUUACGUCAUGCCUGAAGCCUGGAUCCGACCCGGCCACCUUUGUUGCGUGAGAAAUUUGGAUGACAAAUGGUGGUACCGAGUUAUCAUUCAUCAAGUGCUCAAUGAUCAGGAAGUAGAAGUGUUUUACCCCGACUUUGGAAAUAUGGAGACAGUCCACAAAUCUUCACUGAGGUUUCUCAAAUACUGUUACACAACGCUUCCUGCCCAAGCUAUCCCUUGUUCCUUAGGUUGGGUGAAACCCACAGAGGGUGACUGGACUGCCGACGCUGUGCUUGAAUUUCAGCGGUUGUGCAGGCUGAAAUUGUUGGUGGGAGUUGUGGAUGAGUACAUAGAUGGAGUCCUUUACCUUUUCCUUUGUGACACUAGCCACGAAGAAGAUAUCUACUUCCACAGUGUGCUGAGAUUAGAGGGCCAUGCACUCAUCUGCCGGGAGAACAUUCCGUCCAAGGGUUUUAAAGAGCUGAAUCCCUCUGCCUGGUAUAUCCAAUCCAUCCCAAAGGAGGAAGCUGCUUUGACAGAGCCAUCUGCUUCCUUGCUUCAGGAGGAGCUUCUUGGUAGCCCCCCAGGAGAAGAUUCAGAGGUUUGUGAGAAUGACACAGAUCUGCAGAGAUUGCACGAGAAGGGGGAGGAUUUGGCACGUUUGCAACUUGAUCAGUUGGAGCAGGGACACAACUGCUUUGCAGAUUCUUCUAAUUGUUCAUGUGACUUCAAAGAAAAAGGGCACUUGAAAGCCUGUCCUGAGAAUGCAAGCCUAGAGCAAAAUGAGCAGAUGUUGAAAGCAUCUAAGGAUUCAGGAAGCCUGUGCUCAAACCUUGAGAUGCCGUACCUGGAACCUGUGUAUUUAUGCAAAGAAAUUUGGGAUGAGAACUGGAUACCUUCCAAGUAUUAUGAAGAAAAGAAAAAGGAUGAUAGCUGGGAUAAUUUGUGCUCUGAUACUGCAGAAAAUUCCUGCCAGGCUGCAGGUGAUGAAGGAAGCAAGGAUGAGACCCGCCACAGCCAGGACGCCAUGCCACAGGAUGCAGAUGUUUCCGGUACUGUUGACAGAAUGACAUGUCUUCAUCUGGAACCCCUGAGCCAGUUCCCCCAAUCGUCUGAAGGAACAGAGACAAGCCCUCCUGGAACAGCGCCUGAUGCUUUGCCACAGACACUGGAAGAGUUUUAUGUCUCUAUUUCCCAUUCCAAGAAAUCAGGAGAGUCAGACGAAAUUGAUUUGGAUGCCAGCAAAUUAUUUGCCCGUUGCGACCAGCCUCCACCAUCAGCAUCUGCGUUACAUGGGGAAGCUUCUUUGGAGAAGAAGGGGGAUGAUUCCUCCAGGGCCCAGGCACUUGCCCUGUACCGCACUACCAGCCGUCCUGAUGACGGGACCGUAGGUUGCAACGCCUUGGUAUUCACUGCGGAGCUUCAGGGCGCCUCAAAAUUCUGUGUCCCUUGCAGCACAACAGUUGCCCUAGGAGCCUCUGCCCGCUUAGCCGCGUCGAACAGAUAUUUCUUCUUCAACCUGCUGAGGAACAUGAAGGCAUGAAGAAGGCCAGGAAGGGUCUGGAUGGCCCUGAGAAAACUUCGGUGUUCAGUGACUUUAUUGGACACAGCAGUCAAAAACCUUUUCGUUCAAAUGCUGCGUCCUAAUAGUUUGAACCCAGUUUUAGUUUGGACUUGGUGCAGACUUUGUUAUGUUUUUCCCCUGUAUUUUUCCCCCUUGUUCUCUAGUUGUGUUGACUUUCUA
Messenger RNA from Varanus komodoensis (Komodo dragon), 3355 nucleotides. It is a transcript of the gene TDRD5, whose product is annotated as tudor domain containing 5. The coding region runs from base 62 to 3154 and encodes 1030 amino acids. Gene Ontology annotation, biological process: germ cell development; spermatogenesis. The record is from RefSeq and is a predicted model, not a curated record. NCBI's taxonomy places the organism in Eukaryota, Metazoa, Chordata, Lepidosauria, Squamata, Varanidae. The transcript is spliced from 18 exons.